Messenger RNA from Carya illinoinensis, 1224 nucleotides. RefSeq lists its product as uncharacterized. The record is from RefSeq and is a predicted model, not a curated record. The transcript has 5 exons. NCBI's taxonomy places the organism in Eukaryota, Viridiplantae, Streptophyta, Magnoliopsida, Fagales, Juglandaceae. The coding region runs from base 1 to 1224 and encodes 407 amino acids.
AUGCCGCACAUUGAGCCUCCGGAUUUGUCUCUGUUGUUGGGUGUGGAGAUGUCUACUGAUCAAAAUUCUGACUUGUGCCUUUUGCCAUCGGAAGAGGAAGUGAAGGAUGCCGUCUUUUCAAUACCGCAGCAAAGUAGCCCUGGCCCGGACGGGUUUGGAUCCUCUUUCUAUAUUUCUUGUUGGCAAAUAGUGAACGAAGAGGUGGUGGAGGCUGCAAGGGAUUUUUUUGCGGGUUCCACACUGCCAAGGUUUUAUACUUCGUCAUAUAUUGUGUUGAUUCUAAAAGUGCCAGAUCCCAAGAGUUUUGAGAAAUUUCCGCCAAUUAGUCUUUGUUCGGUGGCAUACAAGAUCUUCUCGAAGAUUCUUGUGACUCGUUUGACGGGCUUUUUGCCAAUGUUAAUUUCAGCAGAACAAGGGGCUUUUAUUCUGGGUCGCAGUAUUUUUGAGAACAUAUCUCUUGCUCAAGAGAUGGUUCAUGUUUUGAAAAGGAAGACGGUUGGAGGGAAUGUUAUGGUGAAACUUGAUAUGGCGAAGGCAUAUGAUAGGUUUGGUAAAGGAGUGCAUCGCAUCCCCUUGGUACUCGUUGAUAAUGAAUGGGUCAUACAAAGGGUUUUUCAAGUCGACGAAAGGCUUGCGACAAGGGGAUCCCUUGAUGCCAUAUUUAUUUAUAUUGAUGCAAGAAGUACUUUCGAGGCUUCUUCGGAAAGAAUUCAACGAGGGCCGCAUUGCCGAGAGAAAUUGGCAAUUUUUAUCUCCCCAGCUAUUAGUGCAGCUCGACAAUGUGGUUUGGAGAGAUUAAUGGGGUAUGCACAAGCUAGUUUUUCUGUCAUGUAUCUAGGGGUUCUGUUGUUAUCUGGUAGAUUGAAGGCGAUCCAUAUGGAUCAAUUACUAGCGAAGUUUCAGGCUAAGGUUGCUGGGUGGAAGGCGAGAGGAGGGGAGCCUGGGCUUGAGGAAUUUUCUGGAAAUCCAAUGAGCAAUGCUUUUGAAAUUGGCGUGGCGGAUUUUAUCGAUGGACUUGUGAUGGGCUCGGUUCAUGGUGGCAAAGUAUGGAAGGGGCCAACAUGUUUCUCUGCUAUUAGCAGGCCAGCUUUGAAAAUUAAGGAGGUUUGGGUUGGGGACUCUUGGGACGUUGACAUGCUGCAGCAGCUAGUUGCUGCAGAGUUGGCGGACGUUGUGAUCAGCGAGGUUGGUGUAGCCCGUUCUAGGCAAGAUGUUUUGAUUUGA